AUGGAAUGGAACCUUCGAAGAAUGGAGAGUGAACUAAGGCACAUCAACCCGGACUUGCUCCAACCCAGCAAGAGCUUCAAAAAGCCCUCAGCUGGCACCAUCACUCUCAAUGUAGGUGGUUUUCUGUACACCGCGCAUCGGAGCACCCUCGCCAAGCACCUAGGCUCCUUCCUGGAAGAACUGGCCAAUGGGAAGAAGCCAGUGCAGCAUACCGACUCCAUGGGAAACCCCUUCAUUGACAGGGACGGUCCGGUCUUUCGGCACGUUCUUAACUAUCUCCGAACCGGAGAGCUGCAGCUGCCCGAUGACUUCAGGGAGGCGGGGCUUCUGAGGAAAGAGGCAGACUUUUACCGAUUGACUGAACUGGUCGACUUGGUGUGCGAAUGGGAGAGUCAGAGGGCUGCCAACAAAGAACCAGCGUUUUUAGAAGUGACAGACAGCCACGACCGAUCCCAAGGCCUCAAAGUGUACUGCAGUGACCAUACCUUCAUCGAUAAGGUCAAAGCUCGUCUUGUGCAGAUCUCCAAAAGUCGCUUGGAUGGGUUUCCCGAAGAGUUUGUCGUGUCGUCCAACGUGAUCCAGUUUAAACAUUUCAUCAAGUCUGAGCCAGGGUCCAGACUAGUGCUAAAGGAGGACAGUACAUUCCUGUGUACUCUUGACUGUCUGAAACUAGAGACAGUGAUGUUAGCGCUACGGUCCGGCUAUAAGCUCAUUACUAGCUUAGACAGCAGUAAAGGCUCUGUAGUGGCAGCGGAGGCCUUGCAUUUUGUCAAGUAA
Molecule: messenger RNA, 777 nt
Organism: Boleophthalmus pectinirostris (great blue-spotted mudskipper)
Lineage: Eukaryota; Metazoa; Chordata; Actinopteri; Gobiiformes; Gobiidae
Gene: kctd4
Product: potassium channel tetramerization domain containing 4
Exons: 1
Coding region: 1-777 (258 amino acids)
Biological process (GO): protein homooligomerization
Molecular function (GO): protein binding
Source: RefSeq, a predicted model, not a curated record